AUGCCGAGGACCAAGAGGCCGGAGCGGCCCGCUCAGGAGAGCCCGAAGCGCAAACGGGAGGGACCGCUUGCGGAGGCGAAUGAGGGCCUGCGGGAGAUCGACAGGCAGCUCGGGGAGCUCUCGAGGGACCUGAGGUACAUUGCAGCCACGCACGGCGCUGUCAAGGCUAUCGGGCUCGAAGAACACGACAAGAACGCCUCGGCGAAGGUGGCGCGCGACCGCUGGGACCGCCGGUUGCCGGGCGUGGUGCUCCACAAACGCUCGCUAGUGGGACAUGCGCAUCCUGUGGUGUCCGUCUGCUACAUGAUGCGCCGCAACUCGGUCAUCACGUCCGACAACCAUACGCUGCGCAUGUGGAACCACUCCACCGGCAAGCAGACCAACUGCAUCGUGCUGCCCCGCUUCACCACCACGGAGCACCUGGUGUACGACUCAGUGCUGGACGUGGUCCUGGGCGUCCGCGACAGGCACUCGAUCGUGGCCUUCGCGGGCUCGCUGCUCUACCAGGUCUACCAGUCCGAGCCGGAGGACUCCGCGCUCCUCUGCGCGGCCCUCAGCCGCCGCCAGCGCCUCUUCAUUACGGGCGGCCCCCACGCCACGCUGGCGCUGUGGGAGCUCCUGCACACCGACCGCACGGGGCAGGCGCAGGAGGACGCGAGCGCGGUCCCGAGCGACCCGCGCGGGGGCACGCGCAUCAAGCUCAAGUGCCGGCUGCGCUCCGAGCGCGCGCAGCAGGGGGAGUGGGUGUCGGCGCUGCACGUCCCCGGGUGGGAGGACACGCAGGAGUGGGUCUUUGCGGCCGUGGCCGAGAGCGUGCAGGUCUGGGACCUCACGAUGGGGCUCAUGGUGAUGCGGCUCGACUCGCUGCACGACCUCCCCAUCGGCGCGCUGUCGUGGCAGCCGCACCGGAGAAUACUCCUCACGGGGAGUAAAGAUCAACUGAUGCGCGUGUGGGACGUGAAGCGCUCGCUGCUGCAGACGGACCACGUGCGCGCGGACGGCGAGCACCGCGUGCAGGCGAUGCUCACGGAGACGGUCAACGCGCACAUCGGCCCUGUGUGCGGGCUGCACUGGGACUUGUUGUCAAACAUGAUUCUGACGCUCUCGCACGACGGGACGCUCCGGGUGCUCGACGGGCACAACUUCGAGCAGCAGGACUUCUUGCAGGUCGUGCAGGACUCCGAGGGCCGCCCGUCGGACUGCGGCAUCGGGUAUGACAGCGAGCAGUCUGACCUGCGGCUGGGCUCGCUGACCAUGCUCGACCGCCCGAUCGAGGGGCAGCGGUUCGCGUUCGCCGUCGGGACGACCGUGCUCGUGUGCGAGCUCCAGCCGCACAAGACGCUCCUCGCCGUGGCGCCCGCGAACAUCGCGUGUUUGUGCCCGCCGGUGCAAGUGGGCGUCCACAUGGGGCGGGGGGGGUCCCAGAAGGCGCUGCAGCCGCCCGACGCGAGCAGGGCCGAGGGCGACGAGGACGACGUGGACCCGGCGGACGAAUCAGCGGCGUACAAGUUCGCUCCGGGCGAUCCGAUCAUGAAGGACGAAGUCGCCGUGCUGACGGACGACAAUCGGAUCCUCCUCAUCGCUCCGUCGAUCGGGAGCGUCACGCGGGAGUUCAAGCCGAUGUCGGCGCGGCUGUCGCUGGACCGUUUGGAGCAGGAGCCGCUGGUGGGGACGGACACGUCCUUCUGGAAGCGCGCGUUGAUGCUGUCGCACGGGCGCGUGACGGCGGCCGCGCAGGUGCCCGGGCUGAGCGAGGUCGUGCUCGGGUGGAGCGACGGCGGCCUCGAGAUGCACAACUUGGCGACUGGCGCGAUGACGGACCUGGCGAUCCGCAAGGGGGAGUUCUCGGUUCUGCAUCCCGUGCAGCGGCGGUCUGCGAUCACCUGCAUCCGCGUGUGCCGUCCCAAGUCGCUGCAGCGGCAGCAGGGCUUCACCGCCGUGUACAAGAAGGCGAUCGAGGCGCUCCGGGACCAGGAGCGCGAGGGGCGCCGCGUGCGGGUCUUCAGCGACAUGGCUGACGUCAGUCUGUCGGAGUUGUACCGCCGCAUGGGCGUCCUGCGCUAUGUGUCGCGCUGGAGGCGCAAGGCGGCGCGGCCGCUCGUCAUCGCGGCCAACUCCAACGGCCUCCUGCUCCUGAGCAGCGCGACCAAGCCGGUGCUGGAGACGUCCGCCUCGAGCUCCGCGGGCCGCCAGGGCAAGGUGCUGGUCGUGCAGGCGCACAGGCGGGCCAUCGUGGGGGUCGAGACGCAGGACGACGUGAGCCAGUUCGUGUCGGCGGCGGAGGACGGCGAAGUCAAGGUCUGGGGCAUCUCGCGGCUGUUCGGCGCCACUUUGCGCGACGCACAGGCGCGGGGCCAUGUGGGCGUUGUGGUGCCGCUGAUGCGCGCCGACCUGCAGACAGAGGUCACGGCGGUUGGCCUCCUGCGUGGCAUCGCAUCGGUCCCCAUGGGAGACGGGAGCCUGGAGCACCACUCGCGUGAGACGAUCGGGCACGCGAAGAAGUUCUCGCGGAAGUGGGUCAACCUCGCACUUGCCAAGCGGGACAGCAAGCGGCGGGAAGAAAAGUCCACCGACGUCCUGGUCGUCGGCUCCGCGGACGGCAACGUCUGGCUGAUCGAGAUUCCCACUGUACCAGCGACGCAGCUGCAGCUCCCUGAGGCCAGCGAGGACAGUUUGGGCCAGGUGCCGUCCACGGGCAUGGUGCCCGUGCCCAGGGGCUCUCCGUCCACCGUCGGCGCCGCGCUGACCGCCGCCGCGAUGGUCGCGAGCGUCGAGGGCGCGAACCUGCAGCUCGCGCAGCGCAGCAGCCUCGACUGGCUCCACGUGGACGAUUUAGCCCCCCUGCCGCACCUCACCUGCGUCGCGCAGAGCAACGACGGAACCAGACACAAGGGCCCCGUUUCGAGCCUGUCGGUGGUGGGCAAGGACCUCGUGACCUGCGACCUGGCCGGGCAGGUCAUCGUGUGGGACACCGUGACGUGGCGCCCGGUCGUCUCGAUCAAGUACCGCGGCGCCGUCUGGCAGGUCGCGCUGUUGGGCCGCGGGCUGUCCUACAUCACGGCGCACGGCACGUGCGUCGGGAAGGUGGAGCACCGCAACCUGAUGCACUCGCAGAAGAAGCAGAAGAUCGUGGCGAACACGGUGGACCGCAUGCAGGUCCUGCUCAGAUCCGGGACCGACCGCGCCUCGAGCAUCCCCGGCAUGGCGGCUGUCUCGAAGAAGCGACUGGUGGGGUCGCGGCAGAGCUCCUCGGUGUCGCUGGCCAAGCUGCCUGACGUGGACGAGGCGUCGCCGACGCGGCAGGAGCGCGAGGACGUCGUGCCGGAGCCGGCGGAGCCGAUGUUCCACCCGCUGCGAUCGAAAGUGCAGUUCUUGCAACCUGGGAGCAAGAUUGCGCGCGACCUGGAAUACCAGGUCUCGAUCAUCCGCGAGGGCAAGCAGGACACGGAGUCGGACUACCAGAAGCUGCUGAUGGACAUCCAGGCGCUCGCGCUGCAGGAACCGGACUCGGUCAAGCAGAUGCGGUUGCGCAGGGAGUUGCAGCAGCAGUUCGCGGCGGGCCGCGAGGUGUCGGCGACGCAGGCCGCGGCGCUGGGCUCGCGCGGCCUCGGCGUCACGCGGGGGCCCCGCCGCAAGGCCUCCCCGGCGCAGGACGCGGCCGCGGGCGCGCUGGAGACCAUGAAUUCGCGACUGAAGGAAAUGCAGGCCGCGACGCCCACGGGGCGCGGCGGCCCGAUGCCCGGGACGGCGCCCGCGGGGCUGCCGCAGCGCGGGAGCUACAAGGGCGUGUUUGAGCGGCGGCUGGGGCGGAAACACGCGCCGCAGAAGUCGGAGGACGCGCAUGGGUUCGGGGACAACCCUCUGGUUCGAGUUGCGAGCCGGACGAGCUCGCAGCUCGGGCUGGGGCGGCAGGAAGGCAGUGUGGGUCCGCACGCGGAGGGAUCGGCGGCGGCGGAGGAGGGGAACGGCGCGGCUGGGGACGGAAGCGCGCCGCCGACUGCUCCGCCCGCGCACCGCACGAUUUCCGUCGGCGUGGAGCCCCAGCGGGAGGGCUCGCUGAUCAUGACGGCUCCGGCCGCGCACCGCGACAGCGAGCUCGGGCAGGAGCGCGCCGGGUCGGCGCUGCCGGCGCCCCGCGUCUUGGCGGACGGGGCACAGGUGUUCGCUGUGCCCCAGGUCGACACCGCCAAGCACGUCGACAGGCUGCCGUCGCGGGGCGAGAGCGCGGGAGGCGACAGCUUGCGGCUGCCGCCGCUGAACGGGCGGCCCGGGAGCACGCGGCUGUCUACGGCGGCGUCGGCGACGCAGGUGAGCCGGGCGGGGCGGCCGGCGCGGCUCCGGACGACGGCGGCGCGGCCGCCGGACGACAUGGAGGGCGUGUCGCUGAAGACGCACGUGUUGGCGCACGAGGACGACUACAAGCAGGCGAUGAUGAAGAGCUUGAUGGUGCCUACGGACGCGCGGCCGCUGCUGGCGGGCAAGUGGUCCGCGUCCGACAUGGACACGAUCGGUACGGGGGCGCAGAACUGGACGGACAUCAUCAACGCCACGAUGGGCGUGGACGUCGGCCUCGCGGUGCGCGCCGGGAAGGGCCGCCGCGCCAAGGGCAUCCUGGACGACGCGGGGAAGAAGAAGAAGGGGAAGAAGAAGAAGGGGAAGAAGAAGAAGAAGGGGGCGCCGAAGCAGACGGAGGCGGAGGCCGAGGCCGAGGCCAGGCGGCUGCAUGCGGAGGCGGAGCUAGCGAAAGCCAAGGCAGUGGAGGCCGCCAUCGCGCUGUCGUCGCCGCCGCCGCGCUCGCCCCUGAAGAAGCAGUCCACGCAUCUCCAGCUGCUGCACAAGGAGGUGUCCGUGCGCGCCAUGCCGCUCUCCGCGAUCCAGGAGGGGAAGCCCGAGCCGGAGCUCAUGGACCGGCAGAGCGCCACGGAGGCCGACUACACCGCGAUGCUCGCCGCGUACCGCCGCAACAGGGAGGCGCUGGCAGCGGGGCCGUCGGUUCGGGGCGGCUCGCCGCUGGGAACGGUCUCGGAGGCCUUGACGCCGUCGCCUACCAAGGUGUCCCGGGAGCCUGUCAGGCGCCCUGCCGGACAGGGCCUCGGGCCGGAAGGUAGCGGGACGCACGUGUCCUUCGCGCAGCGCGGCGCGGUCGGCGUCAAGGGCCCCCCGCAGGAGCAGGGUCCGUUGCAUAUAUCCCGGGUCGCUCACAUCGCGCGGCAAGCGGAGGCCGGCCCGCCCGUGACGGAGGAGUACAGCGGGGAGGCGCACAACGCGGCGGUGGCGGCCGAGAAGGAGCGCGUGCGGCAGGAGCGGUUGCGGCGGAAGGCGGCGCGGCGCAAGCACAAGCAGGCUGCGCGGGCGCGCAAAGAGGCUGCGCGGAAGGAGAAGCAGGAGGAGCAGAUGGCGCGGUUGCAGUACAUCCUGAACUGCCGCGAGCUGCCGAAGACCAAGGAGCUGGCGUUCCUGGCCGGCAUCUGA
This is a messenger RNA of Pedinophyceae sp. YPF-701, 5472 nucleotides long. The record is from the annotation of a GenBank genome assembly. NCBI's taxonomy places the organism in Eukaryota, Viridiplantae, Chlorophyta, Pedinophyceae.